Salvia miltiorrhiza (redroot sage) is the source of this 474-nucleotide messenger RNA. Its product is annotated as glycine-rich protein DOT1-like. The record is from RefSeq and is a predicted model, not a curated record. Bases 1 to 474 code for a protein of 157 amino acids. NCBI's taxonomy places the organism in Eukaryota, Viridiplantae, Streptophyta, Magnoliopsida, Lamiales, Lamiaceae. The transcript has a single exon.
AUGGUUGUGAUCUUGUCUUGUGGUUAUGGAGGUGUUGAAGAUGUCAUGGAGGGGAGGUUUCUGUCUUCUAUCGCCGAAAAAUGGAUACAAAUCUCUGAAAAUGUUGGUGUGGAUGUGGGCUUGACGGUUGGUGGAUAUAAUAAAGGUCAAGGUUUUGGGCCUAGAAGGGGUUGGGGUGGUGGCCAUUGCGGCGGCGGCGGGUUUGGCGACGGCUAUGGUGGUGGGGGUGGGUUUGGCGGCAGAGGAUUUGGUAAUAGUGGUGGUGUUGGUAGUGGGUAUGAUUUUGGGGGAGGCAGUGGCGGAAGGUGGGGUAGCGGUGGUGGUGGAGGCUCUGGCAUGGGCCAAGGUGGUGCUGGAUAUGGUUCCAGCGGUGGAAACGAAAACGGCGGUGGUUCUGGUUCUGGGAUGGGAGAUGAAAUGAAGGAUCUGUUUAGAGAGAGAAUUUCAUUUCUAACGGUGUUAAGCUCCGUUUAG